Messenger RNA from Sceloporus undulatus (fence lizard), 3262 nucleotides. RefSeq names its product cytochrome P450 2D14-like. The transcript is spliced from 10 exons. Gene Ontology annotation, biological process: xenobiotic metabolic process; arachidonate metabolic process. NCBI's taxonomy places the organism in Eukaryota, Metazoa, Chordata, Lepidosauria, Squamata, Phrynosomatidae. Bases 222 to 1799 code for a protein of 525 amino acids. Gene Ontology annotation, cellular component: cytoplasm; intracellular membrane-bounded organelle. Gene Ontology annotation, molecular function: iron ion binding; heme binding; oxidoreductase activity, acting on paired donors, with incorporation or reduction of molecular oxygen, reduced flavin or flavoprotein as one donor, and incorporation of one atom of oxygen. The record is from RefSeq and is a predicted model, not a curated record.
UUCCGUACCCAGGAGGCGGGCUCUUUUGAGGCCACGUUUCAUUGGCUUCGAGAAGUGUCGCUUAAAAGGAAACAGGCUCGUCAUCCUAAUCGGCUGUGGCGCGCGGAGACAGGAAUGGAAGGCGUUUAAGGACAGAAAAUCUGAUGUCUCCAACUGCUGUAAUGCUUUCAUCUAGAACCAGAACAAAUUUGCCGUCUGAGAUUUAGAAAGGAAGAAAUAAAAUGAAGAUGUUUAAUCCAGUGACUGGGAUCUCAGUUUCCAUCUCUUGGCUAUGGACUCAGUUUUCAUCUUGCUGGAAUAACCUUACAGCACUGACUAUUUCUCUCAUAUUAUUUGCACUGCUGCUGGAUUAUCUGAAGCGGGGAAAGAGAUGUAGUCGCAGUCCACCAGGGCCAGCUCCUCUGCCUUUCAUUGGGAACUUGCUAAUUAUUGAUAGAAAGAACUGUUUGGUGUUUGAUAUUAAAAAUCCAUAUAAGACAUUACUGGAUGUGGCAAAGCAGUUCGGACCAACCUUCUCUUUCCAGAUUGGAUGGAAAAAUUAUGCUGUAAUUGGUGGGUUCAAAAUGAUAAAGGAAGCACUUGGGCGAAAGUCUGAGAACUUCAUUGAAAAACGACCAAUUCCACUGUUGAAACUAGUAGGUCGUGUAAAGAACUGUGAAGGAAUAUUCCUGGCAACAAGUAGUGAGGGCUGGAAGGAGCAGAGGAAAUUCUGUAUCACUACCCUCAAAAAGUUUGGGAUGGGAAAGAAAACACUUGAGCAGAGAGUGUCUGAGGAAGCUGGAUAUUUGUGCUCUGAGUUCAAAUCUCAGGAAGGUUCUCCCUUUGAUCCACAAAAAUUAAUAUCUCAGGCAGUUGGCAAUGUCAUCUGUAUUCUAGUAUUUGGUGAUCGUUUUGAAUACAACGAUGAAACCUUCCAGAAGCUAUUGCAUUCAUCUAAGGAAAUCAUAAAAGAAGCAAGCAGAAUCCUACCCCUGCUUUUGGGUGCAGGCUCCUGGCUGUCCUACUUACCUGGACCACAUCGUAAAAUCCUGAAAUUCUACAAUGAUUUUUGUGUUGUGGUGAGAAAGAUUAUAAAUGAACAUAAGAAAACAAGAGAUCCCACUUUUCCAAGAGAUGUAACUGAUGCAUUUCUAGAAGAGAUAGAAAAGGCUAAAUGGAAUCCUGAAAGUACUUUUAGUGAACAAAACCUUUUUAAUGUUAUUGUGGAUCUCUUUGGUGCUGGUAUUGAAACCACAACUUGCACUUUGCUCUGGGGAUUGCUUUUCAUGGUCCUUCACCCUGAGGUUCAAAAAAGAGUCCACAGAGAAAUUGAUAUGGUGAUUGGCAAAGUAAAACCACCCAUGAUGGAGGACCAACCAAAAAUGCCUUAUACCAGAGCUGUAAUCCAGGAAAUUCAGCGUUAUGCUGAUGUUGUACCUGUUACACUUCCUAAUGUGACACAUAGAGAUACUGAGGUUGGCGAGUUUGUCAUUCCUAAGGCAACGGCUGUUUUCAUUCAUUUGUCUACUAUGAUGAAGGAUGAAACUAUGUGGGAAAAACCACAUGAAUUUUACCCAGAACAUUUUCUAGAUGAAAAUGGGCAACUGGUCAACCGAGAAGCCUUCGUGCCUUUCUCUAUAGGUCGCCAUUCCUGUCCUGGAGAACAAUUGGCUAAAAUGGAGCUCUUUAUCUUCUUCACCACCCUCUUGCAACAUUUCACAUUUUACAUUCCUGAAAAUUCUCCUAGACCCACAGAGGAAAAAGUAUUUUCCUUGAUAUCCAUCCCAUUGCCAUUCCAAAUCUGUGCCACUCCUAGAUAAUAUCAUCAGGGCAUAUCUAUGUAUUACCUGCUCACAUAGCACUAAAACUGGGGACAUAAUUGAAAGGUGUGAAUUAAGCCCCAACUGAAAAAGUUUCAGUACAUCCAGAUAUGUACUAGAUGCAAGGAUCUGAAGACAUUUACAUAACCAGGUUUGGCUAAAUGUAGUUAGAGAGCUACCAGGAACAGGGACCUUUGCUAGGCAAGGAUCUCAGUUUAGGAAGUUCAUCUGAACACAGAGAACCCUCUUUAGAUUUUGCUUCUAGGGUCUAGAAAUAAUGCAGUUUGACACUGCCUUAACUGCCAUGGCUCAGUGUUAUAGAAUUCUGAGAUUUGUAGUUUUGUGAGAUAUUUAGCCUUCUCUUUCAGAGAGCUCUGGUGCCACAACAAAUUACAAAUCUUAAUAUUCUAUUGCACUGAGCCAUGGUAGUUAAAGCAGUUCCAAAUUGCAUUAAUUCUGCAGUGCAGAUGCAGCUUGGGUAUGUAAUGAUGAUGGUUGUGGAGAUUUACAAGCACACCCCAUGUUUUAGCUCUGCAUGUGAGUAGCUGUAUGCCUGCACAGCACUGCUAUCUGGUACCCACUGGUUUGGCUAAGAGUCCACCCAGAGAAAACAUUUUGUGUGAUGAUACUUUCAUGAGCUAAAUUAAUAUGAGAUUUUCAGCUCUGCAAUGCAGCAGGUCAGAGGAGAUAAGCAUGACUCAUAGAAAAGACCCCGGAUCAUGAUGUUGAUUUAAAGUACCCUCAGCUUAUUAAUACAUAGUGGUUAGAAACAGUAUAAUCUUCAUAUUAGAGAAUAUAAUAUUAUGAAUGUUUAUUUGUAUUUUUUAAUUGGAUUUUUAAAUGUAUGGUUAAAAGGAAAGGAAAAAUAGAAAAGGAGGAAAUCAUGGGGAGGUAGAGGAUAGGGACACGUGCUGGGCAUAUGCAUUAAUAUUAGCGUGAAUUUGUAUAAAUAAGCAUCUGAAAACGACACAAAGAAGUAAUCACUGAAAUAGCAGCACAAUAUAAAUUGCAUAAGAAUGAUCUUAGAAUGUCACUGGAAAAGCAAUUAAUAAAAGUAAUUAAAUGUUUAAUCCCAAGUGAACAUUCUUUCUCCCAACUCCAUCUAGUUUUCUAGCAAGUUUGUUACAUAACAUCGUAUUUACCAAGCCACUGUAGUAGUGGGGCAGAGGGUUCAAUUGUCUGCAAUCCGAUCAUUCCAUUGACAGAGUAAUAUGGGGAAGGACAACAUCUGUAUGUAACCCAGAAUAUAAUAUAGUAAUCUGAACAGGACUAGGGAUUUCUCUUUACUGUCAAUUUUCUGUGUACUUAUACGGGUAGCCAUGUGUGUAUGUCAUAGGUGCCUUAGUAGAUUGGAGAACACAACCAGGACCCUGCUGUCUGUCAAUUUUCUGGACGGAUCAUGGUGAUAUAUUUUGGGUGUGUUGUUGUUAACUGUCCUUGAGUUGAGCUCAGCUCAUGGCAAC